AUGAAAGACAAGGAAAACUGGGUGAACAUGUAUGUUUACAAACAUGCCCAUUUUGGCAAUCGCAUGUCGAACCGUGCAGAAAGUGCCCAUGCUUCUCUCAAGCAUUCUCUUGGUACUUCCUCGGGUAAACUGAAGACAGUUACCCUUAAAGUAAAAAAGUGGUAUGACGAGUUGGUUGCAGAUCGCAAGCAUCGGCUAAUGGUAGAAAGCCUUGGAGAAGGAACAAAAAUUGUGUUCAAUAAAGUCAAUGCCACCAGACUAAAUGACAUCCGUCUUAAAGUCUGUAGAUUUGCAAUGGAUCAAAUCAAAUUAGAAUUAUCCAAAUCCAUUAUACCCGAAAAACUAGCCAAAGAGUGCAAAUGCCUCAUACAAUACAACUACCUGCUUCCUUGUUACCACACACUCGCCAAAUUCGAUACCAUCCCAAUCUCCUGCAUCCCAAGACGCUGGAGAAAAAACUAUCUAGAAGGAGAAAACCAUUUAACUAUCCAAAAUGCAACCCCAGUACCCCCAAACAUCAACAAUAUCAAACCAAUAACCCCAGAAUUCAACUAUGCUCUUGAGCUUAUUUGCGAACAUUUCGCCAAUGCUCAGAGCGAACAAGAACAAAUCAAUAUAUACCAAUUGAUAGAAAAAACUUUGAAACAAAUCGACGCACAGAAACUCGAAAACCUUAAGGGCCCAACAGUAGUUGAAGCCAUUAAAGGCCGACCAAAAAAAUACCAAGCGCAAGAUGAUUGCAUUAGAGCAUUGCAUCAAUACCGAAAAAGAAAAAAUCACAAAAAAAAUUAA
Phycomyces blakesleeanus NRRL 1555(-) is the source of this 792-nucleotide messenger RNA. RefSeq lists its product as hypothetical. The record is from RefSeq and is a predicted model, not a curated record. Bases 1 to 792 code for a protein of 263 amino acids. The transcript has 3 exons. NCBI's taxonomy places the organism in Eukaryota, Fungi, Mucoromycota, Mucoromycetes, Mucorales, Phycomycetaceae.